Messenger RNA from Drosophila teissieri, 5361 nucleotides. It is a transcript of the gene dlg1, whose product is annotated as disks large 1 tumor suppressor protein. Gene Ontology annotation, biological process: chemical synaptic transmission. NCBI's taxonomy places the organism in Eukaryota, Metazoa, Arthropoda, Insecta, Diptera, Drosophilidae. Gene Ontology annotation, molecular function: kinase binding. The transcript has 18 exons. The record is from RefSeq and is a predicted model, not a curated record. Gene Ontology annotation, cellular component: postsynaptic density membrane; neuron projection; neuromuscular junction. The coding region runs from base 759 to 4121 and encodes 1120 amino acids.
UAUAUUCUCCAACGUGCUGCCGCUACUUAUUUAUAUUAAACAUAAAAUGCCCGAAGGCUGUGCCAAACGCAUGUCCUUUUUGCCAAUGGUGAACGCAGUAUAGAAUCAAAUCAAGUGACCGAAAAGUAAGAAAAUAAACGAUCUGAGUUUUUUUUGUGUUGGUGUUGUGUUGUGACGAGGAAAAUACGACAUUUCGAUGAUAGUCGCAUUGCAAUAUAAAGUGCAAUAUAAAUGCUAUAGAACCGAAAGUGAACGAGGAGCCAUUGAAAUGUGAAAUUCGCAAAGAAAUCGAGAGAAAACGCACACGUCAAUGUAACCACAAAGCUGCCCCAAGAAAACAAGAAAUACAAAAACAAAAAUAAAAAAACUAACAAACUGAAAGCGCAAAAUUAAAAAAAUAACAAAAUCUCCAAGUUCGUACGAAAGCCAAAGAAUAACAAUAUUUGUACAUAAAAACACAUCAAAAUAGUAGUAGUACUAACUACAUACGGAUAGUAUAUGUAUAUAUCAAAUAUAUAUAUGUGCCCGCAGAACUAAGCAAAAAGAAAAAGAAGAGGAGGAGGACUUAAGGAAAAGCCAAAGCGAUUUCCCCGCACAUUUCCACUCGAAAGCGACUCCAGUAAAUUCUCAAAAUUGCGACCCACGCUUUUCCCAGUUCGGCGGCGUUGAACCACACUCAAAGCUGCUGCACCACCGCCAUUUCCGCUGCCAUUUCCACCAGCACCACCAUAAAUAGUAGCAGAAACACCGCUCACAGAAUGCCAGUGAAAAAGCAAGAAGCUCAUCGCGCUCUCGAGCUGCUCGAGGACUACCACGCGCGACUUUCUGAGCCGCAGGAUCGGGCGCUGCGUAUUGCAAUCGAACGCGUUAUACGCAUAUUCAAAUCUCGCUUGUUUCAAGCGCUGUUAGAUAUACAAGAAUUCUAUGAAUUGACCUUAUUGGAUGACUCGAAGAGCAUACAACAAAAGACAGCCGAGACCUUGCAAAUUGCAACCAAAUGGGAGAAGGACGGCCAGGCAGUCAAAAUAGCCGAUAAUCAGCGCAUGCGCAUCGAAUCGGAUACGGAAAAUGCCAAGGAGCCAACGGCCGAGCAGCAGCAGCAGCAGCAGGCGCAGCAGCGCAGUUCCCGCUCCCCGCAGCAGCAGAAUCCGCAGCAGCCGCAGCAGCAGCAGGGAUCCAAAUCCAGGAGCGGGUCCCAGACUGUAAAUGGCGAUGACAGUUGGUUAUACGAGGACAUUCAGCUGGAGCGCGGCAACUCCGGAUUGGGCUUCUCCAUUGCCGGCGGUACGGAUAAUCCGCACAUCGGCACCGACACCUCCAUCUACAUCACCAAGCUCAUUUCCGGCGGAGCAGCGGCCGCCGAUGGACGGCUGAGCAUCAACGACAUCAUCGUAUCGGUGAACGAUGUGUCCGUGGUGGAUGUGCCACACGCCUCCGCCGUGGAUGCCCUCAAGAAGGCCGGAAAUGUGGUCAAGCUGCAUGUGAAGCGAAAACGUGGAACGGCCACCACACCGGCAGCGGGAUCGGCAGCAGGAGAUGCACGCGAUAGUGCGGCCAGCGGACCGAAGGUCAUCGAAAUCGAUCUGGUCAAGGGCGGCAAGGGACUGGGCUUCUCCAUUGCCGGCGGCAUUGGCAACCAGCACAUCCCCGGCGACAAUGGCAUCUAUGUGACCAAGUUGAUGGACGGCGGAGCAGCGCAGGUGGACGGACGUCUCUCCAUUGGAGAUAAGCUGAUUGCAGUGCGCACCAAUGGGAGCGAGAAGAAUCUGGAGAACGUAACGCACGAACUGGCGGUGGCCACGUUGAAGUCGAUCACCGACAAGGUGACACUGAUCAUCGGGAAGACGCAGCACCUGACCACCAGUGCGUCCGGCGGCGGAGGAGGAGGCCUUUCAUCCGGACAGCAGUUGUCGCAGUCCCAAUCGCAUCUGGCCACCAGCCAGAGCCAAAGUCAGGUGCAUCAGCAGCAGCAUGCGACGCCGAUGGUCAAUUCGCAGUCGACAGGUGCGCUAAAUAGUAUGGGACAAACGGUUGUCGAUUCACCAUCAAUACCACAAGCAGCCGCAGCCGCAGUAGCAGCAGCAAAUGCAUCUGCAUCUGCAUCAGUCAUUGCAAGCAACAACACAAUCAGCAACACCACAGUCACCACAGUCACGGCCACGGCCACAGCCACAGCCACCAACAGUAGCAGCAAGUUGCCGCCGUCGCUUGGCGCUAACAGCAGCAUUAGCAUUAGCAAUAGCAAUAGCAACAGCAACAGCAAUAAUAUCAACAACAGUAAUAGCAUCAACAACAACAGUAGCAGCAGCACGACGGCAACUGUUGCAGCAGCAGCACCAACAGCAGCAGCAUCAGCAGCAGCAGCAGCAUCUCCACCCGCCAACUCCUUCUAUAACAAUGCUUCCAUGCCCGCCCUGCCUGUCGAAUCCAAUCAAACAAACAACCGAUCCCAAUCACCCCAGCCGCGCCAGCCCGGCUCGCGAUACGCCUCUACAAAUGUCCUAGCCGCUGUUCCGCCAGGAACUCCACGCGCAGUCAGCACCGAGGAUAUAACCAGAGAACCGCGCACCAUCACCAUCCAGAAGGGACCGCAGGGCCUGGGCUUCAACAUUGUUGGCGGCGAGGAUGGCCAGGGUAUCUAUGUGUCCUUCAUCCUGGCCGGCGGCCCAGCGGAUCUCGGCUCGGAGCUGAAGCGUGGCGAUCAGCUGCUCAGCGUGAACAAUGUCAACCUCACGCACGCCACCCACGAAGAGGCGGCCCAGGCGCUCAAGACUUCUGGCGGUGUGGUGACCCUGUUGGCGCAGUACCGCCCAGAGGAGUACAACCGCUUCGAGGCACGCAUCCAAGAGUUGAAACAGCAGGCUGCCCUCGGUGCCGGCGGAUCGGGAACCCUGCUGCGCACCACGCAGAAGCGAUCGCUGUAUGUGCGCGCCCUGUUCGACUACGAUCCCAAUCGGGAUGAUGGAUUGCCCUCGCGAGGAUUGCCCUUCAAGCACGGCGAUAUCUUGCACGUGACCAAUGCCUCCGACGACGAAUGGUGGCAGGCACGACGAGUCCUCGGCGAUAACGAGGACGAGCAAAUCGGUAUUGUGCCAUCGAAAAGGCGUUGGGAGCGCAAAAUGCGAGCUAGGGAUCGCAGCGUUAAGUUCCAGGGACAUGCGGCUGCCAAUAAUAAUCUGGAUAAGCAAUCGACAUUGGAUCGAAAGAAAAAGAAUUUCACAUUCUCGCGCAAAUUUCCGUUUAUGAAGAGUCGCGAUGAGAAGAAUGAAGAUGGCAGCGACCAAGAGCCCAAUGGAGUUGUGAGCAGCACCAGCGAGAUUGACAUCAAUAAUGUCAACAACAACCAGUCGAAUGAACCGCAACCCUUUAUGCUUUGCUACACACAAGACGAUGCCAAUGCUGAAGGAGGCGAGAUUAUCUACAGGGUGGAGUUACCCGAUAUGGAGCAGAUAACUCUGAUCUACUUGGAGAAUAAUGAUGCUGACUAUCCUUCCGAGGAGAACGUGUUGUCCUACGAGGCCGUGCAGCGUUUGUCCAUCAAUUACACGCGUCCGGUGAUUAUUCUGGGACCCCUGAAGGAUCGCAUCAACGAUGACCUAAUAUCCGAGUAUCCCGACAAGUUCGGCUCCUGUGUGCCACACACCACCCGACCCAAGCGGGAGUACGAGGUAGAUGGUAGGGACUACCACUUUGUAUCCUCUCGCGAGCAAAUGGAGCGGGAUAUCCAGAACCAUCUGUUCAUCGAGGCGGGCCAGUAUAACGACAAUCUAUACGGCACAUCCGUGGCCAGCGUGCGCGAAGUGGCAGAGAAGGGCAAGCACUGCAUCCUGGACGUGUCCGGGAACGCCAUCAAGCGACUCCAAGUGGCCCAGCUGUAUCCCGUCGCCGUGUUCAUCAAGCCCAAGUCGGUGGACUCAGUGAUGGAAAUGAAUCGUCGCAUGACGGAAGACCAGGCCAAGAAGACUUACGAGCGGGCGAUUAAAAUGGAGCAAGAAUUCGGCGAAUACUUUACGGGCGUUGUCCAGGGCGAUACCAUUGAGGAGAUCUACAGCAAAGUGAAAUCGAUGAUUUGGUCCCAGUCGGGACCAACCAUUUGGGUACCUUCCAAGGAAUCUCUAUGACCAACAGCCACCACAACUUGGACACUGCCGCCUCGAGUUCGAUGUCGACCGGUCUCGAGAACAACAAUAGGAGCAACAGCAGCAGCAACAAAUCAGCAGCCGCAGCAGAAGACGCCGCACUGAUGAUGCAUCACAGUAACAACAGAUACUAAUACAACUACAACAACAACAGCAACCACAGCAGCAGCCACAGCGACAACAACAACACUGACAACGACAGAAAACGGAUACGGAUACGAACACGUAUCCACGGACUAGAAACUUGACCACAGACAGAACAAAUUUAUAACGACGCAGCCGCAGCAGCCAACUUAAUGUAGCAAAUUGUCCAAAGCAAUUUUUUUUUGGAUGCACUCAUUGAUGUACGAUUAGUUUAGGAGAACGUACAUCCACCAGCUAAACGAUGAUGAAAAUGAGCGAACAUCAGAGUAAAGCAUUUGGCAUUUGGCAUAUGAGAUGAGAUGAUGGGUGUUCAAAACUGUAGCGGACAAAGGUGUAUAGUUUUUAGUUAGAACAAAGUUGGAUAUAAACAAAAGAAGCGAAAUAUAAUAAAAUAUAUAUAUUUAUAUAUAUAUAUAUAUCAAUAUAUAUAUAUAUAUACACCACUUAUAUAGACUAAGAUCCGAUUAUAAAAGCAUAGAGUCGAGCGAAGUUGAGGGCUUUCAGGAGUUCGUUAAGCGCUAGAGUGUUGUUUGUUUAUGUUGAUGUUUAUAUACGAGAGCCAAGAGUUAUAGCGAGUUAGUUAUGUUGACGAUAAUGUGUUUUUUUGAUAUAUAUUGACCUAUAUGAAUAUGUAAACAUGCAGGCACAGGCACCCAUGCACACCGAUGUUUUGCCGGUGAUAGUGAUGUUGAGGCACAAGUGCAUUGCAUUGCAUGGUGGUUAACUUUAAGUACGACAAUGUUUAGUAGCUGACUACGAAUAAUGACGACGAUGACGGGACGCAGAUGCGGAUGCGGAUGUGAAUGCGAAUGCGGUUACGGUUGCGGAUCUAGCGGAUAGUCAGAGAAUGACGAUAACGAUUUACGAUUACGAUCUAAUGAUAAUGAUAAUGAUAAAAUAUAUAUAUUGAUGAAUAUUGACGCUAAUAACGAUGGAGGGAUGAAAAACGUUGGUGCAUUUGUUGUUAGAUGUAUGUAAUUUUUCCCACUCGCCUUUGCCUAAAAGCAACACAAAAUUAAAACAAACAAGAACUAUAUAAAAUGAGGAUAAUGAAAAUCAAUAAACAUUUAUCAGCGUA